CUCCAAAGAUGGGACAAAACGAGAGGGGCACGCCCGCCCGGAAGGAAGUCAAAUAAAGGCACUUCCGCCCUCCAUUAAGAUGUCGCCGGCGGAAGGGGCGGGGUACCGCCGGGUAGUGAUGGCCGCGUCGAGGCUGGAGCUGAACUUGGUGCGGUUGCUGUGCCGCUGCGAAGCGAUGGCAGCAGAGAAGCGGGACCCGGACGAGUGGCGUCUGGACAAGUAUGUGGGAGCCCUCGAGAACAUGCUGCAGGCCCUGAAAGCCCAAGCGAGCAAACCGGCCUCCGAGGUGAUCAAUGAAUAUUCCCGCAAGGUAGACUUUCUCAAGGGGAUGCUGCAGGCGGAGAAGCUGACCUCCUCCUCGGAGAAGGCACUAGCCAACCAGUUCCUGGCCCCUGGCCGCGUGCCAACCACAGCCAGGGAGCGGGUGCCCGCCACCAAGACUGUACAUCUGCAGUCACGGGCUCGUUACACCGGUGAGAUGCGGAGUGAGCUGUUAGGCACGGACUCUGCUGGAGAGCCACAGCCGGACGUCAGGAAGAGAAUUGGGGUGGCAGGGCCCAGGCCAGGAGAUGAGAAGCAGUCGGCAGCCGAGCUAGACCUCGUCCUGCAACAACACCAGAACCUCCAGGAAAAGCUGGCAGAAGAAAUGCUAGAUCUGGCCCGGAGCCUAAAGACCAACACACUGGCCGCCCAGAGCGUCAUUAAGAAGGACAACCAGACCCUGUCACAUUCACUCAAGAUGGCUGACCAGAACCUGGAGAAGCUGAAGACAGAAUCAGAGCGGCUGGAGCAGCACACACAGAAGUCGGUCAACUGGCUGCUCUGGGCCAUGCUUAUCAUAGUCUGCUUCAUUUUCAUCAGCAUGAUCCUCUUCAUCCGUAUCAUGCCCAAACUCAAAUAAACUUGGCCCGGCCUACCCCAUC
Messenger RNA from Hipposideros armiger (great roundleaf bat), 923 nucleotides. RefSeq names its product unconventional SNARE in the ER 1 (gene USE1). Gene Ontology annotation, cellular component: endoplasmic reticulum; SNARE complex. Lineage: Eukaryota; Metazoa; Chordata; Mammalia; Chiroptera; Hipposideridae. Bases 80 to 901 code for a protein of 273 amino acids. Gene Ontology annotation, biological process: retrograde vesicle-mediated transport, Golgi to endoplasmic reticulum. The transcript has 8 exons. The record is from RefSeq and is a predicted model, not a curated record. Gene Ontology annotation, molecular function: SNAP receptor activity.